CUCUUGGGUGUGGCCGCUCGGACUGUGCCGUCUGGCAGGGGCCUCGCGCGCGCGUUUUCUCGCGGCGGCGCUCGCGGCGCGCGCUGCGUGCACGCAGCUCGUCAGCAGGCGGGCCCGCUUGACGCAGGGAGGGCUGGAGGGGGGAAAGGGGAGGCGAACGCGUGAACAAGGAAAUGGAGAAGUGUAGGGUGAUCAGAGACAUGCUAGCAACGCGUCGCAUGCACUCUGCGGCGAAUCCACGCCCUGCGGCCUCUCCGCAACGAGCGAGAAGACCGGUGACCAAGGAGUACUCUGAGAGACGAGCGUGAGAUAUUAAUUAAAUUGUCACGCGCAGCGCCAACUCAGUCUGAACCUAAAAGCAGGGCAAUGGCAUCAUCCUGACGUAGGGGGAGGAUAUCAUUCGAGGCUCCGAGUGAAACUAUGCACGGACCGAGGGCGCCACAGGCUGGAGAGCUUGGCGGCCACCAAGCGCAUGGGGGGCAGCUCAGCAGCUCUCGCUCGGACAGUGCCGAAGCAAAGCCGCCAGAGCAUGCCCUGAGUUCAAGCCUCACCAUCGAAAAGGCUGAACGCGUAGACAAGCAAGCCUCUCACUACGCUUCACUUCUGCGGCCAUCCACAUGCCCCGCAGAUCAAUCCAUUGUCUUGUGUGCGACUUACCACGUCCAAGUGAAUAGCCAAUUCCAACCAGCCUGCGUGCAGGCCUGGCGCUUCGAUCAGGCGCGAUACAAUGCUACAUGUUUAUGCGCGGCCCUGCGCGCUAAACAGAAUAAGCUGGAUGACACGGCUUUCAAAAGGUGCAGAGUGCCUGCAACGCCACCAGCUCAACCUGAAAGCAAUUGGUGCUGGAAUGCUAGGGUCCAAGCGAGGGCUCUGUACGACACCCAGCGCGCAAUCUAUCAUUACGCUGGAAGUAGCCAGCAUGACCACGAGAAGUAGCAGCGAGGACGCAAUAUUAGCAUUACUACGGUGAGCGAUCACCUUACACAACCGACAUGCUGUGACGUCGGAGCCGCAACAAGAAUAUAUCGACGGUUCUGGCCAGUAAGCACGGCAAAGGAGGCAGGUCUGGAAGCGGAUCACAACACUUGCGCCUAUCCUAAUCCAGGACGUGCCCCCGUUGAAACAGUCAAUACAGCCAAAUGUGCAGGCAAAACCGCUGACCUGAACCUUGCAAACAUCACCGCGGAGGCCCGUGGGCCCUCACGGGCCCGACGCCCACAGCAUCGCGGCGCACGGCGGAUGCGGGCCCACCAGACCGGCCGACCCGACGCCGCGCGGAACGCGCAGCGCACAGUUAAAAAGUUAGGGGCCUGCAUAGGCUCGCUGUCUGCCGGGGGUGAGGUGGGGAUGGCGGUGGAGGGGACACGCCCCAUUCGGGCGCACGCUGAUGGGCAGCAACGAUGAUUAGAU
Prorocentrum cordatum is the source of this 1410-nucleotide messenger RNA. NCBI's taxonomy places the organism in Eukaryota, Dinophyceae, Prorocentrales, Prorocentraceae. The record is from the annotation of a GenBank genome assembly.